Pieris napi is the source of this 926-nucleotide messenger RNA. Its product is annotated as chromatin target of PRMT1 protein-like. Bases 201 to 914 code for a protein of 237 amino acids. NCBI's taxonomy places the organism in Eukaryota, Metazoa, Arthropoda, Insecta, Lepidoptera, Pieridae. The record is from RefSeq and is a predicted model, not a curated record. The transcript has 5 exons.
CUGUCUUCUAUUUACAAAGACAGCGCGGUGGCGGCGAUUAUAUUUGCGAUUUGCGUAAAACCGUUCUCGGUUUGUUUUUCAUUAUUUUUCAUAAGAUAAAAAAAUAUUUGUUCGGAUCGAUAUUCCAUGCCGAAUAUUGUUGUUUAAUAUAUAUAGUAAUUUAAUACUGGUACAUCAAAAGUUGCGUUUAGUUUUCGAAGAUGAUUGAAAAAGUGUUUGGUAUAAACGCUACGAGCGUAACCCUCAAUGCCCGGUUUACAUUACUGGCAGAAACUCUAUCUUCACGUGUUAUGAGGCCAAGAAAACGCCUGGUUUCACACCCGGUCCCUAAUAUAAGCUAUAACCUAAGAAGCCAGAAGUUACACCAACAAAUAGCUUAUCACUUCCAGCAAAGUAGUCGGCAAAGAAUGAAGCAACGGCUUGGUCUUCGCAGAUAUAGGAGUGCGAGUAGCUUACCAGGUCUCCGGAGAGCAAAUAGCACAGGCAAUAUAAAUCAAGGAGUCAAAACUAGGCUUGCAUGGACUAAUGCUGAUAGUAAUCUAAGAUGGGCAUCACCAUUCAACAAUACUUCUGGUAUGUGGCGUGGUAGUGGAAUUAGAUUACGGAAUGCACGCAUAAGACUUGUUCGUGGAGGUGUGAGGGGUAGAGGUGGUCGUCAACAAAUGGGCCAACUUAGAGGGAGUGCACCACCUCAACAAAGAAGGGCGCGAGGGGCGAGAGGAGGUAGGGCGAGAGGAGGUAGGGCGAGAGGGCAGACACGGGGGAGAGGAAGGGGAAGAGGGGCCACAACUGCCAAGAAAGUACCAACUAAAGAAGAAUUGGACACACAACUUGAGCAUUACAUGGCAAAUUCCCAAUGGGCACUCGACAAACAACUUGAUGAUUAUAUGAAAGAUGCAGUGAAAGAGGAAUGAUAUUAAUAAAAU